AUGGAUUUGCUGCUGUACAUCUUGCCUCGUGCAUUCCGCAACAAUAGCGCACAGUAUGCCUGCCUGAGUAUUGGCCUGCCUUGGUUGGGGGUGUGGGAAGGAGGGAGGAUGAGGGCGGGAAACGUCUACGGGAAAGCAGUGGUGCGGUUGCUCGCUGCCGCCUCCGAUCCCCUAACACUCGCAGCUUCUCCCAAGAUCCCCGGCCCGACACAAUCUGAGAACAAAGUAUUUCCUGCGCCGCUCCAUGUGCUUUGGAAAGAAAAUUCAAUGCGACCCUUAACGACUUCGGUCACCGCCCUCCGCUUCGUGACGCUAUCAGCUGAGGACACCAAUGAGGCAGUCGAUACGCUGUUUGCUGCCAUUGGCAACCAACUUCACGUCUUCCUGAACAAGUCCGGAAAAGCUGUUGCCGCAACGACAGCUCUACCCGAUGGAGAACGACUCCAUGGCUUCUCGGCACCAUGGCGCAAUCGAGUAAUAGUUCAUGGUGGCCGUUUCGUCGCAAUCGUCUCUGCUCGCUUUUUAAUUGGCAACUGUACUGGCUCUCUCGAGAUUGAGGCAUGCCGAGAGUUUGGCGACUGGGUUUGGGGCGGGCUUUGGAUUCAACCCCCACAUGUUCUCGCAGUAGCGUGUGGCCAUUCUAGGGUUGCGAUUUGCGACAGUCGGAAUUUGCAGGAUAACCUAGUGGUGCAAUGUGAGGAAAGAGAAAUAACAUGGUGCACACAGCUUUUUAUGUCGCCAGGGAAAUCCGCUCUUAGGGCAGUUGGCGGCACUUCCUUCGGUGACAUUCUUGUCUGGGAUGUUCUGGAUCAAGUAGCAGAACCCCAAUUUUCAUUGAAAUCACACGAGGAAAACGAUGCAGAUGAUCGUUUCUCACUUGCAGCAAAUGUAAAGCCGGCUCAUCGUUUGCAGGGUCAUGAUGGUCCUGUUAUGAGCCUUGAGCUAUCCUCCGAUGCGAGUCGUAUGGUUUCAUGCUCGGUCGAUAGAUCGGUGCGAGUUUGGCGGAGGUCUGCGUCAGACCACUGCUCGGUCUGCCGAGCAGGGGGAUGUUUCCUCCCGGUUCUUUGUCACUACGGGCACCUUGCUCGUAUUUGGGACACUGGUUUUUUGGAUUGUGAAAGUCUGCGGGUUGUCUCGGUUGGGGAGGAUAGGACGUGUCGAAUGUGGUCUGACAAAGAGAGCGGUAGACUACUUUCUGUUCUCUACGGACAUGCUGGAAGGAACAUUUGGAGCCUUGACGUAAGGCACGUGAAUCAGCGGAGCACCUUGAUUGCCACAGGCGGCGAAGAUGGCUGCAUUAAAGUUCGUGGCGUGGGGAUACCUGACGAUGAUAAAGGGUCUCCUGGAGAGACGCGUACCGUGAACGAUACGGGCGCACCGCGCCAAUCUACUAGUUAUUCUGUUGUACUGCCUGGAAAUCUAUCGAAUCCGAGGAAAAUCGGCGGUGGCUGCAACGAAAGCGGGCGAACAAUUCGAUUAAUUGCCAGAAAUGCUUUUCUCGUAUCAACUGACUUCGGACGCAUUCUAGCAGGCUUCACCGACAGGAAGGGAAGCUCUCGUCGAAACGUUUCUACAGAAAGAACCUUCGACAAGGCCACAGGAAUUGGCGUUAGUUGGAUAGAACUUUUCUGUGACAGCAAAGGAACAGCGUACACGCCGUCAUCAUUGGAAUAUUGUGAUGGCUUAAUCUUUGGUGGGCAGACGAACGGUCAUGUCACAAUAUUAAGGAUCUCGGACUUGUUUAGCCAGGCCCCAGUGAUAUCUACGGCUGCUGAUGUUCAUGUGUUCCCGCAUGAUUCAGGAAUGGUCAUGGGCCUUUUUGUUCAAAAAUCGAGCGCCAGCGAUGUUUGGAACUUCUUUGCUGCUACAAACACUGGAGAUUUACAUCACUGGCAGAUUGAAGAGCCAAGAUCUGAAAUUACAUGCACAUAUCACCGAACCUUUCGACAACGAAAGCCAACAAAGAGCGCCCUUGUAACUAGUGCUCUACAUAUUGCCUCGCACGACAUUUUGGUUGUUGGAGACCGUGGCGGACGAGUCCUACUGUAUAAUACAACUGAUGCGAAAUCGUCUGACACAAACGGUAUCAACUCACAGAUGGAUCAAAAGGAUGUCUUUCCAGUUUUCAUCAGCCGGCCGCAUGGCGACCGAGUUUCAUCGAUCUCAAUGGCCCCAGGGCAAACUCCAGAUGCCAACAUGAGGUUUUGCGAAAUUGUCACGACGGGAUUUGACGGACGAGUUGGUCGCCUGCAACUAGAUCUACAUGCAGUUCAAACCAAGAAAUUGCCUCAGAACAAUCCUGGCGCUUGUCAAUUACCAAUGAACGUUAUAAGUUCGCACAAGUCUAUAGAGCAUGUAGACACAAUCGUUAGGAUCGUGUUCCCACGUAUGAGCAGCCCUGAGGAGGGCGAAGUGUCGGUCAAAGGGGGGGAAGAUGUGAGGCAUUGUAUUAUAGGGUUUAAGUCUGCCGAUAUAUCUGUUUGGGACGUGCAGCAACGAAACGAAGUGUUUCGGACCAACUGCGGAAACUGGCGAAGAGCAUUUGAUGUGCAUGUGGCCCUUGCAUGCCCAGUCAUGUCAGGCAGCGGAACGCAACUAGUCGUGGAAGAAAUGAAUAUUGUGUUUUGGCGUUCGGGACGGUUGUACGUGGUGCAGACAGAAGGUGGCAAUGCCGAUAUGCUCCGUGUGAACAACGCGGAAAAUUGGACAGCAGACAAAAUGAAGUCGAAGGGAUCAUCAGCGAGAAUAGAUACCUUUGUUACAUCCAUCCGGCCUGGUUUCCACGGACAGCGAGCCAACGCAGUGUGUUGGAUAGAUGGGUCAAGCACGCUGUUGACUGCUAGUGAAGAUACAAGUAUCAACGCGAUGAAGCUACGAGAUGACGAAUGGCACAAGAUUCAGAGCCUGUCAAGACAUAUUUCCGGUGUGAACAGCCUCUCGACCUCGCGCCUCUCCAACGGUUCUCUAGUAACAUUUUCCGGGGGCGGCUGUGACGAAGUGGUGACUUGGAUCGCGCAAAGCGCAGAAGGUCCCUGGAGAGAUGUGUGCUCGACAGCAGGCAGUGCGAAAGAGGACAAAGGCCAAAGAGCGCUGCACCGCGUAAUAUGUUUAAGCACUGUAGAUGCGAAGAGGUGCAAGUGCAAAGUUGCGUGCGGGAUGGUGGUGGCGGGGCGCUCUGACGGUUCGGUAGCGUUAUUGAGAUCAGCCCCCGCUGUCGGGGGCAUGUACCGGCAAGCUGGGAAAGAGUGGAAUUGCGGGACGGUUCAGAAGUCGUUCGAGCAUAGCGGAGCGGUGCUCUCUUGCGCGACGGCAGUUGCUGAGGUCGGGGGAGAGGAAAGGGUAAUUGCAGCAAGCGGAGACUCCCAAGGGAGAGUAGUCGUAUGGACAGGGGAGCUGAAUCCGGCCUGUCUACAGCGGCGGCUUAAAGCUAUCUGCACAUGGGAGAAAGAGCAUGACGGCGGGGUGAAUGCUAUAGCAGUGCGUGCCAUGAAAAAUGGGAUGUAUGGGAGUGUAGUGGUGGUAUCUGGAGGGGAUGAUGAGAAAGUGCGCAUCAGAGUGAUAAGAAUAACAGGCACGGUAGACGGGGAAAGGGCCGAUGUGCGCACUGAGACGACGACAGUAUGGACGUCACCUAGAGGAUUGCAUACGGCUGCGGUGACUGGCCUGUCCUUUGCGACAGAUGAAGCGAGCAAGGAAGGGGCGGAGGACGAGUGGUUCGUAGCAACAACUGGGGCCGAUCAGCGAAUCAACUGGGUACAUAUUUAUCGCGGCAGAGACGAGGCGAACAAGGGGGUAUGGCUGGCAAAUUUGGUAGAAGAGGGAAGGAGCAGGGUCAAUGUGGCGGAUGUGGGGGCUAUCGCAGCACGCGUAUCGCGUAGCGGGCGACGGGUUUGCGCUCAAGCUGUGAUAGCAGGAUGUGGGCUGGAAGCGGUGGAUUGCUCAUGGCAAGUGAAGGCGGAGGACAGGGGCAAUGCAUCACUACCUCUCGUGAGAGGUAGCUGUUUGCUACCGCUCGUACUCCUGGGCCAACAAGUGCAAUUACAAAACGCCUUAAACAUUUACCGCCGCCCACGGCGUUUUUAUUAUCUAGCCGUUAAAAAAUGCUAA
This is a messenger RNA of Chondrus crispus (carragheen), 4107 nucleotides long. RefSeq lists its product as hypothetical. Gene Ontology annotation, biological process: tRNA methylation. NCBI's taxonomy places the organism in Eukaryota, Rhodophyta, Florideophyceae, Gigartinales, Gigartinaceae. Gene Ontology annotation, molecular function: protein binding. The record is from RefSeq and is a predicted model, not a curated record. The transcript has 3 exons. The coding region runs from base 1 to 4107 and encodes 1368 amino acids. Gene Ontology annotation, cellular component: cytoplasm.